AUGUAGCGAAGUGGAAUAAUUUAUUUAAGCGAAUAAGAAUAAGCACAGACAAUUAAAUCUAAGAAAUUAACAAAUGAGCGCGAAUAAAUUAUGUAGCGAAGUGGAAUAAUUUAUUUAAGCGAAUAAGAAUAAGCACAGACAAUUAAAUCUAAGAAAUUAACAAAUGAGCGCGAAUAAAUUAUGUAGCGAAGUGGAAUAAUUUAUUUAAGCGAAUAAGAAUAAGCACAGACAAUUAAAUCUAAGAAAUUAACAAAUGAGCGCGAAUAAAUUAUAUAGUGA
Molecule: messenger RNA, 279 nt
Organism: Tetrahymena thermophila SB210
Lineage: Eukaryota; Ciliophora; Oligohymenophorea; Hymenostomatida; Tetrahymenidae
Exons: 1
Source: RefSeq, a predicted model, not a curated record